Molecule: messenger RNA, 1182 nt
Organism: Paramuricea clavata
Lineage: Eukaryota; Metazoa; Cnidaria; Anthozoa; Malacalcyonacea; Plexauridae
Source: the annotation of a GenBank genome assembly
AUGGAAGAGAAAUACUGCGUAUUAAAACGUCUAAUUUACGAAGCAUGUCGAGACAAACAGCAAGACGAUAAUGGCUGCAUACCAAAUAGACAUCCCAAACGCGAGGAAAAAGUAUUACCUGUGGUGUCCAAAGAGCUUUAUGAUAAAAUCAGAGAAGAAUUGUUACCGUACGAUACGAACUUAUUUUAUUUUGGAUUGAAAAUAUUUUGGUCUUUUGUAUUCUCAUUUGGUAUGCUUCAGCUAAUCAAUAUGCUAAAUGAAUUCAAUGUUACUGGUGUAGUUCAAGUUGUGACAACUGCGAGUCUCGGUAUCAUGCCGCACAUAUUCAAUAUGGUAGGGUUGAAAAUAAGCGAAGAAAGAAAAAAAGCAUGGGAGGAAAAGUUGAAAUUGAAUGUGAAAUACAUGGUGGAAGAAUUAGUUGGUGAAGAUUCAGAACGAGUUCGGACGGUUUUGAUAAUGGAAGAGGAUAAUGAUACGACAUCUGAAGAAAAUAUUCAAGAUUCUGAACAUGUUCAAGCUAGCUCUGACUUAAAUUCACCUGAUAACGUUGAAGAUCCUGAACUAGCCGGAGUUCUGGUAAUACAAGAUGAUAUUGACACGAGAGCAGAUGAGAAUGUGCAAGCCAGAUCUGACUUAAAUCUACCUGACAAUGAUGACGUUGAAGAUCUAGCGCCGACUUUGAUAAGACAAGAGAAUAAUGACACGACAGCUGAGGAAAAUAUCCAAGAUUCUGAACAUGCUGAAGCCAGGUUUGACUUAAAUCUACCUGACGAUUAUGACGGACUUCCGAUUGUGAUAAUACAUUCACCGCCUGUUACGGAGACAUCCAUGAGAGCGGAUGACACGACAGCGGAUCACGCGACAGCGGAUGACCGGACAGCGGUUGACACGACAGCGGAUGACAGGACCGCGGUUGAUACGACAGCGGGUGAAAUAGCGGAUGACACGACAGCGGAUGACAGGACAAUGGUCAUCAGGCCUGUCUUAAAUCCAUCUGACAAUGAUGACGUUGGUGAUGCUGAACUAGCGGGAACUGUGACAAGACAAGAGUAUAAUGACACGACAGAUGAGGAAAAUAUUCAAGAUUCUGAACGUGUUGAAGGGUUUGAGUUGGAUCUGUAUGAUAAUGAUGACAUAAGUAGUGAACGUGAGACCUUAAUUCAGCACGAAACAUCCGUGUAA